CCGGCUUCGUGUGCUACUGGAUAACGAUCGUGCAUUUAUGGCCUAUGCUGGCGUAGCUCGUAGCCCCGUAGGACUAGCCGACUAGGAAAUACUUUUUUUUAGUUAAAUGUAUAGUCCGAGCUUAUAUUAAUAAUUGGGGAAGAUGGAGCAUAAUAGUAUCAACUCCUGUAUGGAAGAAUGGGAGGCACUCAGUAACGAGUAUAGAUCUUUAGAGAAAUUGCACCAGCUUUACCAUGCCAAACUUGAAGAAGUCAACAGUUUGCAGCAAAAAUGUACCAAAGGAAUUUCCCACCAACGCUACAGACUUAACAUAAUCAAAAACUCUUUAAGAAGGUUGGAAAAAAAUAUGUCUGAGAGCAGCCAAGGUGACAGUGAAAGAAAUGCCCUCCUGCAGACUGACUUGAUCCGCCGCAAAGCACAGCUCUAUGAGAUGGAGAACAUUCUCCCUAAGCCAAGUGGACGAUACCUAAAAAUUAUACUCGGAGGAAUCAAUGUGUCAAUAUUAGAUAAAAAUGAAAAAUUCCGCUACAAGGAUGAAUAUGAGAAGUUCAAACUUGUUAUGAGUCUCUUGGCGCUGUUUAUCUCGCUGUUCAACUGCCUCACAAAUGUCAGGACGAUGGAUGUGGUGCAUAUGUUCCUGCUUGUGUGGUAUUACUGCACUCUCACCAUCAGGGAGAGCAUCCUCAAGGUGAACGGGUCGCGAAUGAAGGGCUGGUGGCGCGCUCACCACUUCAUCUCCACGGUGCUGGCAGGGGUGAUGUUGAUCUGGCCUGUGGGCGAGUGUUACUACGCCUUCAGGACGCAGUUCAUGGCCUUCAACGUGUAUAUCAGUUUUGUGCAGUACCUGCAGUUCAUGUACCAACGAGGCUGCCUGUAUCGCCUCAAGUGCCUGGGGCAGAGCCACAACAUGGACAUCACCGUCGAGGGCUUCCAGUCGUGGAUGUGGCGAGGCUUGAGCUUCCUCUUGCCCUUUCUCUUUAUUGGAUAUGCGUGGGAGUUCUACCACGCCUACACCCUCUACUACCUUGCGAGUCAUCCAUCGGCUGACUGGCAUGUGGGUACGCUGAGCAUGCUGUUCCUAGUGCUGUUCCUGGGCAACAGCCUCACGACGGCCGCCACCAUCCCGCAGAAAAUCAAGGAGCGCUUCAAGCUCAAGUAUCGCUUCACGCGCCUUGACAAGUACAUGAACCACAGCAAGCGACGCCGCGUCUCUUUCAGGAGCCCUGAGCUGAAUGAGCGCCGCACUCCCGCUGCCAGAGCUGCAUCCUUCAGCAGGAAGCCUGAGGUCACCGCCGAGGAAACUUCUUUGCAAGGACAUGACAAACCGCAAAUUCCUAAUAUUGACAGAAAAGACCACGACUCCGGAGUGAUGAUGAGCGAAAGCAGCUCAUCUGACGCAGAACGUCACCGCGUCGACGCUGCUGACGAAGACAUAGAGGUCUUCGACGACUCCAUUACGUAUGCAGAGCGCGCGCAACUCGAUAAGGAUGCCCAAAGCUCUGAUGAGUUCAGUCAAGAGGGAAACUUGGAACCGGAAACUGAAGAGAAGAAAGAAAAAUAAACAGACUAUGAAGAAGGCUGCGCUCAAAAACGGGUUCUCACAACACAAAAAUCAUGACAUGAGUUCAUCAACGGAUUGGCAUUGCAUAAGUUUGAUUGGCAGACACCAUGCAAAAUUUUUAAUUUACUGGGUUCAAUUGGGGCAUCCUGUCGAAUAGAACUAAGGAUGGCCGUUGAUUUUCCUGGGCAGAUUCGGAUAGUAUUCUGAGCAUUAGGCCUAGUAGCAAACUUCUUUGAACUUCUUCGCAAACUUUUUUGAUGCAACCUACCGGGAAAAUGGUAGUAAUUGUCGGUAUAUUAGUCAUUGGUUUAUUUGGGUUGUAAGCGUCCUUGUCCUUCAUCACUUCAAAAUUUAGUUUUAACUGAAUAUUGGAUCUGUAUGUGGAAUUUCUUAUGUAAAACAAGUUUUCUUUACGGUAAAAUAGUGCUAACUUGUACUUUGAAAGAAAACUGUUCUUGCCAGCUGCCAGGAUAAUAUAUUAGUUGCUUAAAAAUAUGACUACACAUUCAUAUGUGUUUUUCGUAUUCAAGUCGGACAAGAAAGCCUUGACACAAAUAUUUGUCUUCCUGUAGAUACUUUGCAUCAACUGACGCCCGCCACAUCUUUGCUCUCUACAGAGUCCUUCCCAUUCGAAUAUGUCGUCAUGCCAACCAAGCUAUUUUGCGCCAGAUUAACUCUAGUCUCUGAAUUCCUUUCUAGAUAGAUGCUAAAGUUUGGUCUCAAGGAUGGCGUUACAGCAUCAUUCUCAGUUUUAGUACUUGGGACAUUUGUCAAAACGCCUUGAAGUAAGUUCCAAACUGACACAAUUGAGCCGGCAUGAGGUGAACAUUUUCAAGAGUUAUUAUACAUGAAGUUAUUUUUUUACUCAUAGAUAUUUUAGGUAAUUAAGUGUGUGCAUCUUUUCUACUUCGUUCACGUUACAUAUUUAAUAUAAUGCAUGGCGGCUGUUCGUUCUCUGCUUUUAGUUCCUUAAAUGUUCGUGCACAAUUGCGCUUGUUGCGGUUUUGCCUUGUGUUUGUCAUUGUUUUCUGUUGCGUUGGGUGUGUCGUAAUGAGGCACUGUGUUAUAUAUUGAAAUUAAUGUAAGUCUUUCGUGCACAUGAAAUAUGAAUAUCAGGAAGUUUAGUGACCUCUUAGUUGCGUGUUUUCUUCGCGUCCACUAGAUUAUCUCCUCGAAGAAUGGCGUUCAGCAAGUAAAAUGUACUAUUUCAUUUACGUUGUGGGUUAAACCCCAGCAGGUAUAGAUGAUCGUACAUAAUUUAAUAUCUACACAUGGCACAAAAUAUAUAUUGAUUACUUA
Hyalella azteca is the source of this 2860-nucleotide messenger RNA. RefSeq names its product transmembrane protein 120 homolog. Lineage: Eukaryota; Metazoa; Arthropoda; Malacostraca; Amphipoda; Hyalellidae. Bases 143 to 1561 code for a protein of 472 amino acids. Gene Ontology annotation, cellular component: membrane. The record is from RefSeq and is a predicted model, not a curated record. The transcript is spliced from 10 exons.